AUGCAUGAAUUGGCCGCCGAACUUAGUGAACCGCUUACAUGCGUGUUUACAUUAUCGCCCGACAGCUGUGCCCCGUCUUCCGAAUGGAAGGACGCAAUCAUCUGUCCGAUCUUUAAAGACGGUGACAGUGCUCUGCCAGCGAACUAUCGGCUUGUCAGUUUGACAAGGGUAGUAGUUAAGUUAUUUGAAGAAUUGGUGAGGAAUAUGGUGGAGAACCACCUGAAUAAACUUAACGUUCUCAGUGCUGCCCAACAUGAUUUCCUUAAGGGAUUUUUGUGUCUGACAAAUUUACUUCUAGCUUGUGAAAUUCGG
Dicrocoelium dendriticum is the source of this 312-nucleotide messenger RNA. The record is from the annotation of a GenBank genome assembly. Lineage: Eukaryota; Metazoa; Platyhelminthes; Trematoda; Plagiorchiida; Dicrocoeliidae.